Daldinia caldariorum is the source of this 1180-nucleotide messenger RNA. Its product is annotated as S-adenosyl-L-methionine-dependent methyltransferase. The record is from RefSeq and is a predicted model, not a curated record. The coding region runs from base 306 to 1055 and encodes 249 amino acids. Gene Ontology annotation, molecular function: O-methyltransferase activity; S-adenosylmethionine-dependent methyltransferase activity. Lineage: Eukaryota; Fungi; Ascomycota; Sordariomycetes; Xylariales; Hypoxylaceae. The transcript is spliced from 4 exons.
CUUCCAUAAACUCACAAUACCUUACCUUGGGUAGGAGGUACCUAAAAUAUCCACGUCAGCUGUUAAAUUGUUAAAUUGUUGCAACUUCCCAGCGAUCUCAGACAUUGUCUUUUCUUUUUCUUUAUUCAUCACUCUUUUCAAGACAACUUAGUGAGUUUACCUCGAUUUCAUCACUCGCCUUCAAACUGCGCUGUUCUUUGUCGCGGAUUACAGAAGACGUAACUCGGUACUUAUCUUAUACCAAAACACCAUAAAUCCAAAAUUGACAACUUCUGGAUCUCGUCAUCACAUCAAACAUCGUCACUAUGAAGGCCGGAACAACAAUUAUGUAUGCCAACGAGAAGCUGGGCGAGCGCGUUACUAAAUACGCGGAGGCGCAAUCGCUUCAGCUCCCUAAGCCUAUCAAGGACUACCAUGCCCGAAUCAUUGAGGAGCGUAGCGACUCCAACUACAUGAUCUCAACCUUCCAGUCUCAAGCUCUCAUCUUCUUUGCCCGAGCCAUUGGUGCCAAGCGAGUGCUAGAGAUUGGUGUCUACGUUGGAUACUCGGCUAUGAUCUGGAGCCACGCUAUCGGCCCCCAGGGUAAAGUCACCGGUCUUGAGUACAGUGAAGAGUACGCCAAGUUGGCACAGGAGGCAUGGAAGAAACAAGGCUACGAGAACAUCGAUGUUCACGUCGGUCCUGCUGCUGAAACCCUCCCGAAGCUGGCUGAUGUAAGCGAACCUUAUGACAUCAUCUUCAUCGACGCGGAUAAGACAGGAUACACCGGCUACCUAAGCCAGAUUUUGGAGAUGUCGGCUCCGGGCGCCAAGAACCGACUUCUCCGACCCGGCGGGAUCAUCGCUGCGGACAACACACUCCGCCAUGGUUUAGUUGCCGACUCCAGCUCGGAUAACCCUUGGCAAUCUGCCGACUUCGACAAGGAGGGCUCGGUACCGGCGGCCAACGUGGCUGCUAUCCGCGAGUACAACGAUCUCGCGGCUGCGAAUGACCGCCUGGAAACGUUCCUGGUUCCGCUGUGGGAUGGUCUGCACUUAUCCAGACUGUUGGACUAAGUUGCCUGUCGGGGUUUUGCUGAGUGAUGGUGAAUUUGGGCUUGCUUGAUUGUCAAAUCCUGGCUUCAUUGGCAUUCCGAAUUUCAUAGCUCUUCUACGCACAUGUUGACACCUGACGAAAGCAC